Haliaeetus leucocephalus (bald eagle) is the source of this 1368-nucleotide messenger RNA. RefSeq names its product twinfilin actin-binding protein 1 (gene TWF1). The record is from RefSeq and is a predicted model, not a curated record. Gene Ontology annotation, cellular component: actin filament; cytoplasm; myofibril. Gene Ontology annotation, biological process: regulation of lamellipodium assembly; barbed-end actin filament capping; actin filament depolymerization. Bases 1 to 1104 code for a protein of 367 amino acids. Gene Ontology annotation, molecular function: actin filament binding; actin monomer binding. Lineage: Eukaryota; Metazoa; Chordata; Aves; Accipitriformes; Accipitridae. The transcript is spliced from 9 exons.
AUGACGGCGGGCGCAAGGGGGGCUGUGUACCCCGUCCCCCUUUUAAAGCGACCACAGGAGACGUCUGGAGGAGCGGCUAGUGGAAGUGUUAAAGACACCUUUGUUGGAGCCAGAAAUGGACAAUACAGGCUUUUAAAAAUAGUCAUUGACAAUGAGCAGCUUGUUGUGGGAUCCUCUAGGCAGCCAGUUGGAUCAUGGGAAAAGGAUUAUGAUUCCUUUGUCCUUCCCCUUCUUGAAGACAAGCAACCAUGUUAUAUAUUAUACAGACUAGAUUCUCAGAAUGCUCAAGGAUAUGAAUGGAUCUUCAUUGCAUGGUCACCUGAUCACUCUCCUGUUCGUCAAAAAAUGUUGUAUGCAGCAACACGAGCUACACUUAAGAAAGAAUUUGGAGGUGGUCAUAUUAAGGAUGAAGUAUUUGGAACGGUACAGGAUGACGUUUCACUGAAUGGAUAUAAAAAAUAUUUGAUAUCACAGUCCUCCCCUGCACCUCUGACUGCAGCAGAAGAGGAACUUCGACAAAUUAAGAUUAACGAGGUACAGACGGACAUUGGCGUAGAUACCAAGCAUCAAACGUUGCAAGGAGUAGCAUUCCCCAUUGCUAAAGAAGCUAUUCAGGCUUUGGAGAAAUUGAAAAAUAAGAAACUCAAUUAUGUACAACUGCAAAUUGAUAUGAAAAACGAAACUAUUAUUUUGGCCAACACACUUCAUACUGAACUUAAGGACUUGCCAAAAAGAAUUCCAAAGGAUGCUGCGCGUUACCACUUUUUCCUGUAUAAGCAUGCCCAUGAAGGAGACUAUUUGGAAUCCAUAGUUUUCAUCUACUCUAUGCCAGGGUACACCUGUAGUAUACGAGAACGAAUGCUCUACUCUAGUUGCAAAAGUCCACUGUUAGAAAUUGUAGAAAGACAGUUGUGGAUGCCGAUAAUUAGAAAGAUUGAAAUAGAUAAUGGUGAUGAGUUAACUGCUGACUUUCUUUAUGAAGAGGUUCAUCCAAAACAACAUGCUCACAAACAAAGUUUUGCUAAACCAAAAGGUCCUGCAGGGAAGAGGGGAAUACGAAGACUGAUUAGAGGUCCAGCAGAGACUGAAACUCCUAGUGAUUAGAAACUGUUGUUUGCAUUUGUUAUAAAGUAUUACAGUAAGAAAUGAAAUUCUGGCUUUUGGUAAUGAACUGAAAUCAUUCCAUUCAUAGAUGCUAGGGGAAAAAAAAAGGCUGUUUUUACUCUUCUCUCUUCUGACCUCAACACUUCUUAUAUUGUUACAGGAUUAUAUUUGUUGACUGUGUUUUAUGACAUGUGGAAGAGCUAAUUAUUUCAAAGCUAGAAGAGGAAAACUAAGCUAGUACCCCUUUAUUUUAAAUUAGAAUCC